CACACAAAAUCACACACACACACACACGUGCACACAGAGGCGCACAUACGCAUAUAAAUACGGAGGCACAUACACAAAUUACGCGCAGAUACGCACUGACACGUACCAUGUGCUAUUUCGUCAGUCAACCGCAGAUUGAAUAAGACAUCCUUUGCCGCCUCAACAGAAUUACCUUUGCCUCUUCUCUCACUCCUCUCCUGUCUCACCACCGCCAUCAGGCUUCAUCAUCAUCACCAUCCAUCAUCAUCAGCAGUAUCAACACUGUCAACAAUACCAUCACCAUCACCACCACAACCAUCAUUUAUAACAACAACAACAACAACAACAAUCUCCAUAUAUAAUACGAGACUUUAUCAACAAACAUUAUAAAGGAAAUAUUAACAGAGAUAGCUUCACGUUAUUCAGAAUUUGGUGCAGAUCUAUUACGGAGGCCAACAGCAGUCAACGGCAAUCAGUGAAUACUAACUACAGUGCACAUAAUCCAGAACAUUGAGUUUCGUUGCCCUGCUUCAGCUAACGGCAGUUUUAACAGUUUUCUACAUUUACACAAAUCUAUGAAUCGAUGGAAUCUUUCCGGUGACGUGGAAGUAUGAGUCUCUUCUAAUAUGGUAAACAAGUAAAAUUGAGAGAUUUUAAUAACGGCAGCAGCAACAAAUUACAAUGUACGACAAUGAGACUUUUCCAGAAAACAUUACAAACGUCUUUGAACGCCAUUCCUGGCCAAUGGGACUUUUCAAAGAAUUCUGUCCAUCGGCUCUCUAUAUAGACCGCUAUGUCAACGCAGUUUGGCACAUCAUUGGCCUUUUUACAAAUCCCAUCUCAGCAUUCAUAUGGCUAAACCAUCGUAUUCGGCGCAAUAAUUCUUCGGCUAUAUACCUCGCAGUAUUAUCGAUAACAGACUUUAUGUUUCUUUGGUUGCAUUUCAUCAACGAACUUCAAAUAGCCUGGGGUAUAUCUACAAUCGCUCACGCUGGCAUCUGCGAACUGUACAAUUUUAUAUACAUGAUACCGCAGUACCUGGCACCGUUAAUUGUUCUUGGUUUUACGGUAGAAAGAUGGAUUGCCGUCUGCAAGCCAUUUCACAAAGAGAGGUUUUGUACAGUGAAACGUGCAAUCUACGUAGUUUGUGGAUUAAUAUUUCUGAGCUCUUCGCUGGCUUCAGCACAAAUCUAUAUCUGGAAUUAUGAUGAAACACACAAGGUGUGCACCUACAGGGACACCAAUGUCACACCUGACAGUUUCACAGAGGUUUGGAACUGGUUGAGCGAAAUGUCAAUAUUUGGUGGUGUUCCAAUCUGUGUGUUAAUCUUCAAUAUCCUUGUCAUUUGCGAGAUACAUAAGAUUACGAAAGCAAAUGCAAUACAACUUCCCCACCAAACCUCGUCCGGAAGUAAUAACGCUGCAUCAACCAUCACUUUACUUUCGGUUUCCUUCUAUUUGAUUUUCACUACCUUGCCGGUUGCAUUAGUCUUCGUUAUAGCCACAAACUUCGAAAUUGGUAACGGUUUUAUGACAGAUGAUGAAAUACGUGCAGAUCCACAAUGGAAUCGCUUUUUCACUUUCAUGAUAACCCGUCGAUGUAUUGAGGGCAUCUGUUUCUCGCAUUAUUCCUGCUAUUUUUUUGUAUAUUGCCUCACCGGUCCACAAUUUCGCAAAACAUUUAUGACUUUCUUCCCAAAUAAAAUAUUCCAAGCAUUGAAUAAUUCCUCCCAAGGUCGAUAUACCAUUGUGACGGGCAAUGGAAGAGUCAACAACGAAAGCUGCACAACUUAUGUGUAAAUUUUCCAGACAUUGUUUUAAACACAUGUAUGUAGAUUAAUUAUGCUCAGUAAAUUCAUAGUAUUAAUUCAUGAAACAAGA
Messenger RNA from Octopus sinensis (East Asian common octopus), 1860 nucleotides. RefSeq names its product G-protein coupled receptor 183-like. Gene Ontology annotation, biological process: G protein-coupled receptor signaling pathway. Gene Ontology annotation, molecular function: G protein-coupled receptor activity. Lineage: Eukaryota; Metazoa; Mollusca; Cephalopoda; Octopoda; Octopodidae. Gene Ontology annotation, cellular component: plasma membrane. Bases 661 to 1779 code for a protein of 372 amino acids. The record is from RefSeq and is a predicted model, not a curated record. The transcript is spliced from 3 exons.